AUGUCAAAAAUUAAACAGUUUUUUAAAAAAAAGAAAGAAGAGGCGGCUUUUAAGUUCAAACUGGGAGAAAGUAGUUUGGGCCAUGGCCAUUCGUUAAAUUCAUCUGACGCUGCUUCAUCUUCACAGAAAAAGGAAAGAAGCUCUGAAAAAUAUGUUCCCCCAAAAAGGAAGGAGUUAAGUAAUGAAGCCCGAUCUGCCGCAGAUGCAGCUUUAUUACGAGUUCAAAAGAAGGACCCAAAAGUGCUUAACACCUCUUUAGCUGCAAUAAAGGCUCAGGCCAAGAGAGAACUAGAGGCCGAAGCUGCCACAAAAAAAGGAGAGGCAAAAUGCGAAAGCGAAUCUAAAUCUGAAAUGAUGUGCGAUGGCGUAUUUUACCGUUGCCCACUUGUAAGCGAUGAAGUUUUGCCGAAGAAAGACUGGAAAAUUAAAAUCAAGGAAUUCUUAUACCAACAAUUAUCUACGAGUGAAGAAAAGGCGUUAACCUCAUGUUUGAUAAUCCUUAAUUGCAAUACAAAGGAUAAGGCCGAUGAUUGUGUUUUGACUUUAACCAAGUAUCUUGAAAACAUUAUUAAUCAUCCCAAUGAAGAAAAAUACUGUUCGAUAAGGAUGUCAAAUCGAAUAUUUUCGGAAAAAGUACGCUACGUCGAUGGUGCAAUUGAUUUUCUUAAUGCUUGUGGUUUUCGUGAAAUAGUAUUAGAUAAUGAACCAUUUCUUAUUUGGUCAAAGGACAAUAUUGAGCAAGAUUAUGAAUUGGCGUCAUUAUUAGAAGCAUUAAAGAAUGCCGAGCAAAUUCACCUAGAAUUGGACAGAAAUUUGAAAGUGUUAUUGCCUUCACAAGUUAAGAAUGUAUCUUUGCCAAAUGACUUCUAUCGUAUUUCACCUGAAGAAAUUAAACGUGAACAGCAACUACGAACAGAAGCUAUAGAAAACACCCAGAUAUUGAAGACGAAAGCAAUGCGAGAAAGGGAGGAGCAUCGAACUCUAAGGAUGUAUAAAUACGCAUUAGUGAGAGUUAAAUUUCCAAAUGGGCUUUACCUCCAAGGUACUUUUAACGUCUAUGAAAAACUUUCCGAUGUUUUCGAAUUUGUCCAGUCUUGUCUUAGCAACGAAUCGAUGGAAUUUAAUUUAGUAGCGUCCAGUGAAGGAAAAUUCGCGGAGGAAGAUUUGGACAAGAGUUUAUUUGAUCUAAGGCUCAUACCAAAUGUUUUACUCCUUUUUACGGUGCCAGAGUUAAAUUCACAAGAUUGCAAUUAUUUGAAAGAAGAUCUUUUGCUGUUGGUCCAAAAUAUGUAAAUGUAGGCUCCUAGUCUUUAGUUGUGCUUUCUUCAUAUAUAUUUCAUUGUUUUUUAUGAUACACAAUAUAAAAAUACUAAGUAUAAA
Stomoxys calcitrans (stable fly) is the source of this 1380-nucleotide messenger RNA. RefSeq names its product UBX domain-containing protein 6 (gene Gint3). The record is from RefSeq and is a predicted model, not a curated record. Gene Ontology annotation, molecular function: protein binding. Lineage: Eukaryota; Metazoa; Arthropoda; Insecta; Diptera; Muscidae. The coding region runs from base 1 to 1293 and encodes 430 amino acids. The transcript is spliced from 5 exons. Gene Ontology annotation, cellular component: cytoplasm.